Molecule: messenger RNA, 4677 nt
Organism: Penicillium longicatenatum
Lineage: Eukaryota; Fungi; Ascomycota; Eurotiomycetes; Eurotiales; Aspergillaceae
Product: oligomycin resistance ATP-dependent permease yor1
Exons: 2
Coding region: 1-4677 (1558 amino acids)
Biological process (GO): transmembrane transport
Cellular component (GO): membrane
Molecular function (GO): ATP binding; ABC-type transporter activity; ATP hydrolysis activity
Source: RefSeq, a predicted model, not a curated record
AUGUCAUUGCCCAGUGCCGAUGCCGAGCUGGCCAACCCAGAGAUUAAGCCCGUGGGAGGGCAUCAUUCUUCACAUCACCGCAAGGUUACGCCUGUGCCUGCGGAGCGACAAAUAUCUCCUGAAUAUGCUGCAGGAUUUAUCAGCAGGUGGACGUUUAGUUGGAUGGGGGACUUGAUGUCGACUGGUUUUCGUCGGCCCCUAAAAAUCAAUGACAUUCCACUCCUCAAUCCUACAAGAAGUGUGCAAAGGCACAGUGUUACCUUCGACGCCCACUUCAAGGCGGCCAAGGCCUCCAGCGAUGUUAAACACCCUCUUUUUACCUCUCUACACAAGACCUUCGCCCGCGAAUUCUGGAUCGGUGGUUUAUGUCGUCUAUUAGCCGAUCUAUUCACAGUCGGAAACCCAUACACACUUCGGUAUCUGAUCGAAUGGGUUCAGAACAGCUACUAUGCCCAUCAACCAGGAAGUACUGUGAAGAAUCCAGAUCUCACAAGAGGAGUAGGGCUGUUGGUCGGCAUUAUCUGCAUGCAGAUCCUGCUCAGCUCAUGCCAAAACCACUUUCUAUACCGCGGAACGAUGGUUGGUGGCCAGGUCCGAGCUGUCUUGACGAACAAGAUCCAAGAGAAGAGCUUGAGGAUAUCUGAGCGAGCUAGAGCUGGUGGGUCAGCUGAUCUUGCGAUCAAUGACUCCGAAACAACCCUCCAGGAAGUCGACUUGAACGAAAAGCCUGACAACGCAAAGUCCCCCCAAUCUUCUGGAAAGGGUAAAGCAGCUGAUCCUGAGGCCGGCUGGUCGAAUGGCAGAGUCGUUAACCUCGUGUCUAUGGAUGCUCAUCGCAUUGAUCAGGGUAUCAGCAUGAUACACGUCGUAUGGACCUCGCCGCUGAUCAUCUGUAUCUGCAUGGCCUUGCUCAUUGUCAACCUUCGCCAGUCCGCUCUUGCCGGGUUUGGGGUCCUGAUUUUCUCCAUGUUUUUCCUUGUAGUUGCCGUGAAAGCACUUUUUGCACGUCGCCAGGUAAUGAACAUGUCCACCGACGUUCGUGUUGGCCUGACGCAAGAAGUUCUCCAGGCUAUUCGUCUCGUCAAAUAUUUCAGCUGGGAGGAUAGCUUUGUCGAGCGCCUAAUUGAACUGAGAGCCGACGAGACACGCCAGCUACAAGGGUUUAACCUGAUCCUCAACUUUGUCACCUCUCUUGGACAGAGUCUGCCUGUUUUAGCUUGCAUGGUCAGCUUCGUGACGUAUGCCUGUAUCCACGCUGGAGGCCUUGAUGUCGCUAUCGUGUUCUCUAGUGUCGCCCUGUUCAGCUCUCUUCUCACGCCUACCGCUUUCCUACCGGCAUGUCUUGGCCAUGCAUCUGACGCAUGGGCCAGUAUGACAAGGAUUGAAGAGUACCUGCUCGCCGAAGAAGUUGAGGAGUUGAAUGUCGACGAGAACAUGAGAGAUGCCGUGAGAAUUGAAAACGCGGGAUUCACCUGGGAGAAGGGACAGGCUAUCCGAGCCACGGACGUAAAUGAUGAGGCCGAGGAGGAAGGAAACCCGCAAGGCGGCCGGAACUCUCUCGCGGCGUUGAGAGCAAGCAGGAUGUUCCACGAUGGAGAAAUUAACCCCUACAACAAUCGUGAUUCGCUGUCUGCUUUGAGAGCAAGCAGGAUGUUCCACGACGUUGACUACGACACUGAAGGGUUUGCAUUGCCUAGCUUCGAUUGGGAAGGAGGUUCAAUUGCAGGACCUUCAUCUAGAUGGGACAGGCCAACAACCUUCAUGCCUCCUUCAUACGGAUUUGAAAGACCUACUUCAUUCAUGAUGCCUUCUUUCUCACGAGAAAGAUCUAAUACGAAUAAUUCACAAGAAAGGGGUGUUUCUAUGAUUAGACCAAGAUCGACUAUAAGGCCCCUGUCCACUUGGUUCCGUCCUGAGUCGACCGUUCGACCUAAAUCAAAUAUCAGACCUAUGUCUACAUGGUUUACGCGGCCCUCUUCAACACUGAAACAUCCACUGGAGCGUGAGGGAUCUGACCAAAUGCCAUCCUUCCGGUGGGAAGAUGGCGCGCGUCCCUCUGAAAAGGUAUUAAGGGAGCGACCCGCAUCUGGUGCUACGUUAUCGAGCCCACCUUCUUAUGAGGAGUCCUCGUCGUCAGUCACCUUGGCAGAAUAUCCACCUGCUCUUGCGCCAUUUUCAAUCCCUUCUAUAUCCCUCAACAUCCGUCGUGGUGAGCUUCUUGCAGUCAUUGGCGGUAUUGGAAGUGGAAAAUCCUCUCUCCUGUCCGCUCUAGCUGGUGAUAUGCGCAAGGUAAAAGGAAACCUCAAGUUUCAUUCAGACCGGGCUUUCUGCCCUCAGACAGCAUGGAUUCAGAACGCUACCGUCCGCGAGAAUAUCCUCUUCGGUGCGCCCUAUGAUGCUGCGUGGUACGAUAAAGUAAUCACCGCAUGUCAGCUCCGCCGCGAUCUCCAAAUUCUUUCCAAUGGUGACGCCACGGAGAUCGGAGAGCGAGGUAUCAACGUCAGUGGUGGACAGAAACAGAGAAUCAGCUUGGCGCGAGCCAUGUACUCCAAUGCCGAUAUAUUACUCUUGGAUGAUCCGUUAAGUGCUGUGGAUCCAUACGUCGGACAAGCUAUCUUCGACGAGGCGAUCCUCGGGGCUCUUGGAAAUAAGACAAGAAUUCUCGCAACUCACCAGGCCCACGUUCUCAGUCGCUGUGACCGGAUCCUCUGGCUGGAUGACGGAAAGGUCAAGGCCCUGGGUAGUUUUGCGAAGCUGAAGAAGAAGUACCCCGACUUUGCUGCUUUAGUCAAGGAAGCGGAGGGAAAUCGAGAGAAGGCAACGAAGGAAGAUGCUGAGAAAAAUUCCGACAAGCCUGAAGAAGUGACUACUACGGUGAGCAAGUUGGCUGGAGACGACACCAUGCCCGAGCUCAUGCAAAGUGAGGACGAAGUUGAUGGCGGCAUUCCUUGGGCAGUCUACACAUCUUAUCUUGCCUGUUCCCGGAGUCCCAUCGCUAUCAUUCUAGCCAUCCCACUUCUGUGUCUCGCCCAAGGCAGCGCUCUGCUCUGUGGUAUGUGGCUCGCCUGGUGGGCAUCCGACAGAUUUGGCUUCGAAAACAACACGUACAUCGCUAUCUACGUCGCCUUGGGUGUAUGUCAAGCCAUCUGUCUCUACCUGUUCGGUCUCUGCAUUUCAGUUCUCUGCACUAGCGCUAGCAACGUCAUGCUUGAUAAAGCGACCGCAAAGAUUAUGCGCGCGCCAGUCUGGUUCUUCGAUACCACGCCACUAGGACGCAUCGUCAACAGAUUCUCAAAGGACGUCUAUGUGAUGGAUGAUGCGCUGCCAGAAUCUCUGAGAUUGUUCAUGGUCGGAACAGCCAUGGUCUUGGGAAUUCUUUCGCUUAUUGUGUCCGAGUUCCAUUGGUUCGGGAUUGCCCUUGUCCCAUGUACUGCUAUAUUCUUUUUCUCUGCUUUCUACUACCGUGCCUCUGCACGUGAACUCAAGCGUCAUGAGUCCAUCUUGCGUGGUGUUGUUUUAGCCCGCUUCUCUGAAACACUUUCCGGUGUGACUACUAUCCGCACCUACUCUAUGCAAAAGCAAUUCUCCAAAUCAUUGCAGCGUGCAAUCGACGAUAUGAACAGUGCAAACUUCCUCACCUCUGCUAAUCAGCGAUGGCUGGGAAUCAGGUUGGAUUUUGUUGGUGUCCUAUUGAUCGUUGCAGCUGGGGUUUUGGUUGUACUGCAGCGAUCUACUCAGAACCCUGCAAUUUCCGGCGUCGUGUUGAGCUACUCCCUAGGUGCUGCACAGGUUCUGCAAUUCAUCAUCCGUCAAUGGGCCAACGUGGAGAAUGCUAUGAAUGCUACCGAACGGAUUCAUGCCUAUGGACCCGGUGACAGUCUUCCCAUCGAGGGUAACAACGGUACUCCACCUGUACCUGCUCCAGAAUCCUGGCCUGAGCAAGGAGGCAUUACUUUCGGAGAUGUGCAUAUGCGUUACCGUGAAGGACUUCCCAAUGUCCUCCGUGGAUUGACCCUUUCUAUCAAGCCCGGUGAACACGUCGCCAUCGUGGGGCGUACUGGUGCCGGAAAGUCUUCCCUCAUUGGAGCACUCUUCCGGACAUGUGAGCUCUCUGGAGGCUGCAUCACUAUUGACGGCGUUGACAUCUCAACACUUCCACUUAAGGACCUCCGCUCUCGUCUAUCUAUUCAGCCUCAAGACUCAAUUCUAUUCCGUGGUACGGUCCGCAGCAACCUCGACCCAUUGAAAACCCACACCGACGAAGAACUCUGGCUCGCUCUGCGCGGGGCAUGGCUAGCUGACACGGUCCAGCUGGAUGAUAUUGUUGAAGAAGAAGGAACCAACUUUUCUCACGGCCAACGUCAACAACUCGGGCUAGCACGUCUCCUCGUCCGAAACAGCAAGGUCGUUGUGUGUGAUGAGGCAACCUCAAGUGUGGAUCUGGAGACAGAUGACAAGAUCCAGAAAACCAUGGUCGAAGCGUUCAAGGGAAAAACUGUGAUUACGGUGGCACACCGUAUUCGAACAAUUAUCAAUUAUGACCGUGUGUGUGUUAUGGACAAGGGGACUAUCGUGGAGCUUGGGACGCCAUGUGAGCUCUGGGAUUUGGGAGGUGUGUUUAGGGGAAUGUGUGACACGAGUGGAAUUUUCGAAGAAGAGUUGCAGCGAUUCAUUUGA